Dacryopinax primogenitus is the source of this 1479-nucleotide messenger RNA. Its product is annotated as SET domain-containing protein. The record is from RefSeq and is a predicted model, not a curated record. NCBI's taxonomy places the organism in Eukaryota, Fungi, Basidiomycota, Dacrymycetes, Dacrymycetales, Dacrymycetaceae. Gene Ontology annotation, biological process: peptidyl-lysine monomethylation. The transcript has 6 exons. Gene Ontology annotation, molecular function: protein binding; protein-lysine N-methyltransferase activity. Bases 1 to 1479 code for a protein of 492 amino acids.
AUGACUCCCUCCUCCUCCUCCUCCUCCUCCCAACUAUCCACAUUCCUCCAAUGGCUCUCCUCCAACAAUGUCCACAUAGAUCCCCGUAUCCAAAUUGUCCACACCCCCAAAACAGGCUACACCGUCCAAGCGCUCAGUGACAUACCCUACGGCGUCCGUGUGAGCAAAACCCCAAAAUCUGCAGUCUUGAGCGUCAGGAACUGCACGCUCUCGGACACCCUCUGGCCGUUCCUGAAACCGCUGGAACCGAACAUAGCGCUCUCUAUCGCCCUCCUCUCCGAACAGCUGUUGGGGAGGGACAGCCGGUUCUGGGGAUAUCUGCAGUCUUUGCCUGAGGAAGCGGAUAUUGCCUUGUUUUGGAAAUUGAAGGGGCAAGAUGGGGAGGAAGCGCUCCUCUGGCUGCAAAACACCGAAGUCUCGGCCAUACUGCGUACUUCGCUACUCGCAGACCUCGACCGCACAUACACGCAAGUCGUCCGCCCCGCCCUAGCCCAGUGGAGCCCAACGAUCGACCGGUUUAGGAAAGCCUACUCCCUCGUCUCGAGCCGGGCGUUCCAGGUCGAUUCCUGGCACGGGGUUGGGCUUGUUCCUGUUGCGGAUGCGUUCAACCACUCGGAGGAGAAUGGGGUGUUUAUGGAGACAGAUUUUGCCGUUUGUACACAAUGCGGUUCCCUCGGCCCCUGCGCACAUCCAGAGCACACACCACCUCAUUCCUCCCCUUGGGACGAACCCAUGACCUGCGAUAUGGUGACCUAUGCGCCUCUCAAGGCUGGGGAGGAAGUGUUUAACUCGUAUGACGAGAAGGGGCUGGGGAACGCUAAGCUGCUGGUGUGGUAUGGGUUUUUGCUCGAGGGGAAUGGGGAGGAUCGGAUUGGGUUUGAAAGGGAGGUGGAGGGGGUCUUGCGGGUGGGCGGGGGAGAGGGAGAGGGAGAGGGUGAGUGGAGCGGGAAGAGGUGGGAGGAGGUGAGGGACGUCGCCGCUGGCUUUGGGGAGGAGCUGGAGGAGCUGGAGGCGGUCGUUACCCCUUCUGAAUGGGUGGAGGUGGGCGAGGAAGAGGACGAGACGGAGCCUGGAUCGAGCUGGAUCGACGCUGAGGGCCGGGUGUCGCUCGCCCUUUUCCUCCUGCUUUUUGCUAGGAACUCGACCGAGGAGAGGGAUAUCGCUACCCAUCUGCAUCUUGUGAUCUCGGUUAUGAAGCUGCUUGAUCAGCCGGGGGAGAAGGAGACCGUGCUGGCCGGGAUACCCAGCGCGGUACUCAAGACGCUCAAGGGCGUGGCAAAGGAUGUACAGAGGUUAUGUGCCUCGAAAAUGGAGAACAUGUACCGUCCGGAACUUACGACAUCGGACUUGGCUGCAAUGCUUGACACCCAUCUGGGACCACGGACGAAGCUCGCUGUGUCUUACGUCGUUACCGAGCGGCUGAUGCUCGAGACGUGCUCAAAGCGGUGGCAAGAUCUGGCAGAGAGCCUGAACGAGUAA